CCGAUGGUGCUGCAGUCCGGGAGACUUGGGAUGUGGUGGGCGGAGAUAUAUCUUCUCAUUAUAAAUAGGUAGUCACAGGCGAGCUAUGAAGAAGAGCCAAGUUGUGACGGAUCGAGUUCUGGACUGGAUAUAACAUUAACAUUUGGAAAAAAUGCACAUUCCAGUGAUUGGUCAGUUCUCAUGAUUGUGUCAUCAUGCAUCCCCAAUCCUGCCAAGAGACCCAGGAAAACCAGGUGUUUUACGGCUAUCCUGUCAACAGCAACCAGUAUGGGCAGCCAGUUGGAAAUGCCUGGCUUAAUUCAAACCAAGUUACAAGUUCCCAAGGAAUCCCAAGUUCCGAUUUCAACCAGCAGAUCAAUUGCAGACCCAGUCAGCAUCAGCUUUCAUCACAGCAUGGAACAUACCCCCCACAGGCUAGUUACCAUGGAAAUGGAUCUCAUGUAAUAUCAUCACCAAAUCGGAAUUCUGUUUGUCCACCUGCAGUUUCAGCCUCAGUCCCAACUUCAGGUCCUUAUUACAGUUCCUGUGGAUACAGCAUUCAAGCAGACAAUUCCCAGAUGGUACAGUCACAUCAAGGAGCUGUGGCACAACCUACACACAUACCCUCUUUAGGAACAGCACAGGACUGGCAUGUGAGAAAAGCCUCACAAACGUUUGUGGUGCAAAGCACCCCUGGGAAACCUCAAUCACAAACAACACAGAACUGGUGUAUACAGACUAACUCACACACAAAUAUGAAUGUUGUCCCAAAUGGAAGACUUCAAAUGUUAAGUGUCCAACCUCAGACCUCUGUUAACAAUCUGAAUGUCAACAGGUCAUUUCACUCAGAACAGACAUUACAGUUACAGACAGUACAGAUAAAGCAGCCAAGAUGUGUUACUGUUCAAAACAAAUCUUCUCACCCAUCUCAGGCAUUGCUGUUGCAGAGGUCCAACUGUCAACCUCAUAUUUCAAACCAAGGCAGUUAUGGACAACACAGACAACAUACUACAAAAUCCAUACUGCAGCAGCAACUCUUAUUUAAAAAUAAGGAGAGAAAGAAGAAGGUGGCCCAGGCAUAUCUUCCAAAUUCAGUUAACAGGGAACUGCAAAAUAUCCAGACGAAUGGCAGGUUGAGCUCCAAAGGCCCUGCAUUACAACCAACGCAAAGUAGCUUGAUUCCCAAUGGAACAUAUGGACAAAACGUGACACUGGUCUCAUCACUUGCCUCCAUAAUGGCUUCUCAAUGUCAUUACUCAAACAUCUCAACCCACACACCUCCUGUCUCCUCUGAUGUACAGAGGUUGAACCCUUAUCCUUAUGGACUACACUCACAGUCAGCCCCCUCUCAAGACAUGAACGUUCCCUCUUAUUCCAAUGAUUUGCCCCCCUCAACCACCAGCUACAAUAGUCUGUCCCCUCCAGAUAAUGUCACAGUGUUAAGCUCCAAUGCUGCCCAUACAAAUCAGAACAAUCCAACGUCUGUGGACAAUUCACCCAUGGUGGCUUCUCCUCCUUUUUACUCAAGUAGCUCAACCAGCUUACGUCUUGUCUCCUCAGGUGUGAAUGAAUUAAACCCUCCUCCUUAUCCUUAUGGACCACACUCACAAUCAUCCCCUUCUCAAAACAUGAAAGUUCCCUCUUGUUCCAAUGAUUUGAUCCCCUCAACCACCAGCUAUAAUAGUCUGUCCCUUCCAAAUAAUGUCACAGGUGUGAAUGGAUUAAACCCUCCUCCUUAUCCUGGGACAUACCCACAGUCUGCCCCUUCCAAAAAUAUGAACAUUUCCUCCUCUGGAUCAAGUGAUUUUCUUCCAUCAACCACCAGAGCCAACUGUUUGCUGCCUCGUCGUCAUCAUGUUUUGGGAAGUCUCAGACAUACAAGCCAGAACAAUCAUACUUUUGUGGACAAUUCAAACAGAAAUGAAAGUAGAGCUCCUAACCUUGGUAAUGGACAUUCUGUUCAUGGUGCACUUGCCCAACAACAAAACUCCUCUGUUGACUCACCCCAACAGAGGUUGUUCCAACAACAGCAUUCACAGAGGAAAGCAGAUCUGUACAACCACCAUACACCAAACUUGCACAACAAACCUGCCGUAACUCUGCAAGACAGAAAUACUUUGCUCUUGAAUCUCCUUGUAACAAAAGACACAUGGAAUAUUGACCAAAGCAUUGAAUUUAUGGGCUGCCAUGGCUCUAUUAUUCAAGGGCCCCCUAACAAAAGUGUACAGACACACAGAGCAGUUGCAGUCGUACCUCCUAUAUCAAAGCAACCUGGAGAUAGUGGCAAAGGGAAGGAAUGGGAUGACGCCCUUCCCAACUGUGAUGACCAUCAUCCCAUGUUAAUGAAAGAUUUGCAGUCUCUUGCUGAUGACAAGAAAAUCAAGAAGGCCAUUGUUUUGCCUUUUGACACUGACAGUGCUGCUGUGAGGAAAACAUGUGUGAAGUCUGCAGAGGUUGGCUGUUGUCCUGAAGCUGAUGUCACUGAUGAGUCUGCAGUCUGCCACAACUUGAAUUCUCUCAAUAGCCUGUCCCCUGAAAACAAAGAUACUCCCAAGGACCAGAACAAUGAAGAGUUAUGUGGACCAGAUGUUUUCUUUGGCAUGCCUAUAGUGACGUUCAGUCUGAAAAUGGUGAAGAUAUUGGUGAUAGCCAUGGAGUUGAAAGAAGAGGAAGAAAGGGAAAAAAAUGAAAGCAGAAUGAACAACAAACCAGAAUUUGCAGAUGCUGUACUUGAUCUUUAUUGGGCUGGCAAAUAUCUCAACUACACUGUAGCAGAACUAGACGGUACAUUUGAAAAUAUAUUGAAGGAGGCUGCAAAGCUUGACACAAAAGAAGAUAAUAUGGUGUUUGAUGUCAUGGACGUGGAGAAUUUAAAUCAGCUGAAGCAAAAGGGCCAUAUUCUUACCAAUUGUUUUGAUUGUGACAUAGCCACAGAGUUAAAUAAAUCAUCGUGGAGAAAUGUAAAUGAUGAAUCAUUGGACAUUGACCGAGAAUUGGCAGAUGAAGAUUUUACAAGAGAAAUCUGUGGAUCAUUGCUGGAACAUUGUAAUCUAAAGUCACAGGAAAGACACUUGCUCAAUAGCAUCCAAGCCCCAGAUACCACAUCUCCCCAUGAGGACAGUGUGUCUAAGAAAGAUCUCUGUCCAUCCUCACCACUGCGAAAAGACACAGCUUCUUUGUACAAUGAAAACUGUACAGCCAAAGCUGAGCAGACUAAACAUGUCAAACCUGAAAGUCAAGAUGAUCCUAGACAAAAAGUGACAGUCUCCACCAACAACAACAGUGAUAGACAAAGUGUUUCAAAAAAGGAAAACAAGGAAGAUGAUGUCUCCCUUCAGGUUUUAAUGUCUUUAAGAAAUCUCAAUAGACAUUCAUAUAAAAAAUCAGAUGCUGCUGACACUCAGAAGGACACAGUGUUUAACAUUCUCGAGAUGUCUGAGGAACAAACCUCACAACAUUGUUUAAGAAUAGGAUCAGAAAGCACAGCUGUUCUUAAAAUUUCAUCCUCACAAGAUUCUGUGGACUCGGGUCAUAACAGCAGAGACUUGGAUCAUGAGAUGAAUGUGACUGAAGAAGGUUUGAAAUUGUCUGAAAGACUCUGUGAAGAGGUGGAAACAUCAGAAAAGGACUAUUCAGUGAGCCCAGCUGAUACGAUGUUGUCCAUCAAAUUAACUGCUUUGUCAUCUGAGAAAGAAGAUAAGGUUGAUUCUGAAAAUGUACAUCAGGACCUCAUUAGUUCUCCACAGACAGAUCCGCCAUCACCUAGCAAUGAGCAUUCAUAUGAGUCCCCGAAGAGUCCAGAUGAACCCAUGCUGUCAAUGAAAAUAACAGUGUUGUCAAUGGAGGAGUUUAAAGCAUUGUCAAAAGAAUUAUGGGUAGACUCUGAUGACAGUGUACACAAUGUUGCUCCGUCUUCUCCCAUUUGUCUUGACAGUGAAGAUGAUGAUCUGGAGGUGGACUUGGAGCACACUUUUAAGACAAUUGGAGAUUUGAGUCAAAUGAUGAAACAAGAAAAGAUUACUACAUUUGAAGAAGAGAUUCCAUCCUUUCCCUCCAUAGAGCAAGUGUUGAAACAGUGUGAAAUACAGACAAGCAGAACAGCUACAAAAGGGCUACCUAGUCCUCUUAAAGAUAGCAGGAAGGAGAAGGACACUCUGGAACAUCAACUUCCAUCCCAAAAUGCUUGCAGAAAGGACCAUGCUCUGACAACCCAUCAGGGAGCCAAGUCCCCUGGACUGGAGAUUCAUAUUCCUCACUCAUCAUCAUCCAGGGGGAUUAAAGCCAGCUCUCCCAUCUCUCCAUCUGCUCCCAUAAGGACAACAAACUCUGAUGUAAUGAAGGAAUCAAGUUCACUGGAGGCUGAAAGCUCAAGUGCAAGUAAUGAACAUGAAAUCAGCAGUCCCACCAGCACUCUCCAGUCAGUACCGCUCAAAAAAUGUAGAAUGGAACCACUCGAAAAUUGUGAGAAUUCAAAGUUGACAGAUGUCCUGUGUCCAUCAGGCCAUUCACCCCUGAAAGUGACUAAGAAAUCUAAUAACUCCCAAAAGAUUGUUACAGACAUCACAAAGACACCAGACAAUAAAAGGCAUAUAGAUAAUGAUGUAAGCCUCAAUAAUACCUCAAGGGAGAAUGUUCUGAAUCUAGCAAGUACUUCAGAAAAUCCAGAAUUGCCAAAGUCUUCAGGUGUGCACAGGAAAAGAAAACGUGUAGCGUUUAAGCUGUAUGGAUCCCAAAAAGUAGAUUCUAAGGAAGCAAAUGGAAUGGAUCAGUAUCACACAAAUUGUGACCGUAAUUUGCCUCCUCUACUUAAUAUUUUGUAUUCCCCUGACCAGACAUCUGCCAGGGACAAGAUCAGGAAAUGUUGGGGGGACAGUUUUGUGCCCACUCCUGUCAAAUGCAGAAUACUGUCAAGCUCAGAAGAUAAGAACAGGGAAAAGAAUGUGCCUGAAAGACCAGUAAAUCACUAUAAAUUACCUAGAAAGGACCAGGAAGAGCAGCAGCGAUCAUCUGACAAUGAACCCCAGUCAGAAAGGAAAUCGUCUGGCAAAGACAAGGAUAAGCAGCAGCAGCGAUCAUCCAGCAAGGAGCACCGGUCAGAUCACAGAAAGCGUAAACACAGGUCCUUCAGUCUAGGCAAAUUGAGACGGGAAGCUGAGAGGAGGAACACAUCCAAAAAAUCUCUGCAAGAAAAGCAAGACAUGGGACUACAUGUGAUUAAACGGUAUCAGCAGAUUCACAUGAAAGUGUGACCAAGAAUAACGACGAGUGAUAGAAAAUACUGAUAAUGAGAUUUAUUGAAAUUGCAUCAGGAUGGGCCAAUUGUAUUCUGAUUUGUCUCAUAUCUGGAGGUGUAGUAAAUAAUCUGUCAUAUUGGAUUACUGUCUUGCCUGGUUGUUGGUAUGUAGCCCAGCAUUUUUAUAUUUUUAUGUUGUAUGUUUUAUAUUUGUUUUAUAUUUUAUAUUUGUUAAUACACUAUGCAGCAUAUUGUUGAUUGUUGACACCAUGUUACACCUUCAGGUUAAGGUUGAAUGAUGUCAUUUUUUACUGUUUGUUUUUUAUGGAUAUUUUUUAUCAACAAUGUCAUGUCAAAUGUGUUUUUAUACAGUACAUAUAUUUUUUAAAUAAAGCAAUACUGCAGCAACAUAAAGGAUAAUGCCCUAGCUAACAAACGUUGCGCUUGUACUGAAUGACCCAGAUCAAGGAUAAGAAUUUCCAGAAGAACAAAGGUGAAAAGUAAAUUACAUUGAAAAGUAGUGUUGGCAGUAAUAAAACACACAUAAUGUUGUUAUCUGUUAUUUUCGGAUGAUGACGAGAACUCAAGCACUCUGGUAAAACCCGAUCCAAGAAGACACAAAGAGACUGAAGAGAGCUGCCGUUGACCACAAAGUUUAAUUCACAAGUACUGUGCGAACAGAGAUGUGUCGUAAUGGGCAAGUCCCCAUGUACAGGAGUGCAUAAACUUUAGGGGAACAGGACAACGUGCUCUUACCGCAGAGUGGUACAUAGGCCUUCACUGGAAAAAAAUUUACACUCCAUAAAUUGUUUGCCUAAAAGUUAGAUUAUUGCAAAGUGGAUAGAAAAGAGGAUGUGAAUGCUUAGACAAACGUCUUACUAUAUAAAAUGUAUUUAUACAACCCCAAAACAGAAAAAGCUGGGUUGUUGUGUAAAAUGUGAAUAAA
Messenger RNA from Alosa alosa (allis shad), 6158 nucleotides. RefSeq lists its product as uncharacterized. The transcript has 3 exons. Bases 195 to 5228 code for a protein of 1677 amino acids. NCBI's taxonomy places the organism in Eukaryota, Metazoa, Chordata, Actinopteri, Clupeiformes, Clupeidae. The record is from RefSeq and is a predicted model, not a curated record.